Messenger RNA from Baudoinia panamericana UAMH 10762, 399 nucleotides. RefSeq lists its product as uncharacterized. NCBI's taxonomy places the organism in Eukaryota, Fungi, Ascomycota, Dothideomycetes, Mycosphaerellales, Teratosphaeriaceae. The transcript has 2 exons. The coding region runs from base 1 to 399 and encodes 132 amino acids. The record is from RefSeq and is a predicted model, not a curated record.
AUGGCCUCACCCGAUAGCACUACCUAUAGCACGUUCACCAGUCUCAUCGCAACAAGCCCGGCUGUAACAGCCACCGCCUCCGCUGCUCCAACGUACACAUUGAGCACAGCAAACCCGUCGCUGCAAGCUCCUGGUAUCGCUUUCACCUUCAGUUUCCUCGGUAUCGUUCUGGCUGCUGUCGGUGUCGUAACGGCAGUCUUCUACGGCCGUCAACAGAUCAUGUCGCUUCGAAGCUCCCAGGGAUUCGACCAUCGAGUCGAUGUAGAAAUGCAAAAUCUCACCCUUGCGAGGGGUGCGGACAGCGACGAAGGGAACCCGCCAAGCAAUGUUGCAACAGUCAAUGUUCGUAACGGCCCUGCCAACGACAAUAGAUCGACCGACAACGCCUCCGUCAACUAG